UUUACAGCGCUGUGGUGAAGGAAUCUGUUGCAGCUUGGAGCGUGGACAGUGAACUGAACUGCGAGUACUAGCACAGCUACAGUCUUAUCACUGUGUGUGUUUGUAUAUGCGCGCGUGAGAUGAACGUACUGGCUGCAACGUAUCGAAUGUGUAUAUACACAUCGGCCUCGAGUGUUUGUAGUAAACUGUGGGGACUAUAAGCUAACUUCAGACGCAAGGAAGUCGGCUUGUUUGGACAAGGCUUAACCACCAACAAGAAGAAGGGACUGGAAGCUACAACGUAAAUGUUUAUCGAGUCUGUGGCAACGUUUAGUUACUUGUGUGAUACACAAUAUGAUGAAGAGUGAGGAAUCACUAGUUGAGUCUCAGUUGCACCAUCAGCACCAGUCGGUGGUGCAGCAGACCAUUAACAUCCAGCAACACCUGCAUCACCUGCACCUUCACCAACACCAACACAGUGUGAUUCUCAGCAACAGUGCUGACCAUGGGGGCUCUGUGCUGGGUCUGGACACUGCGACCAGCAUGCCCCAGCAGCAGGAUCAGGUGGCAGUGGCGGUGACGGUGGGGCCAGAGCAGGACAAGGCAAACGAGACCUCGUCUGUGCCGGCGGUCACCAAGAAGGGCAACCCCGGCGUGCGGCGGCAGGAGAAGCCACCCUACUCCUACAUCGCACUCAUUGUCAUGGCCAUCCAGAGCUCUCCAGCCAAGAGGCUCACCCUCAGCGAGAUAUAUACCUUCUUGCAACAACGCUUUCCCUUCUUCCGAGGCUCCUACCAGGGCUGGAAGAACUCGGUCCGCCACAACCUCUCUCUCAAUGAGUGCUUCAUCAAGCUGCCGAAAGGACUUGGGCGUCCUGGGAAAGGACAUUACUGGACCAUUGAUCCCGCCUCCGAAUUUAUGUUCGAGGAAGGUUCGUUCAGGAGAAGGCCACGAGGGUUUCGCCGCAAGUGCCAGGCGCUGAAGCCCCAGUACCACCCCCACCACCCUGCAGCCGCGUACUUCGGUAACCCCGGAGCAACCGGGUCCAUGCUGGGUCCCGUGUCGUCGCAACCGGGCCACUACGAUCCACUCCAUCAGCAGGGACUAGGCGGUCCUCAGGCGCAGGAGUACCAGUCCACUUGUUCGUACAAUGCGGCCCAACAGAGCAUGGGACAUCACUACGGGUACGACUACAGCACGGCACCGUCCCCCAGCAUCUACCAACAAUGCUCCUCUAGCAGGGAGAGCAGCGGCUGGGGCAGCCCGCAUGUCACCUUUCCCACGGGAGACAACGCGUACAUGAAACCGCCCCUGAGCCCGCUACCUGAGCAGCACGGCUCCAUGACCCCGCCCAGUGGCCCGCAGACUGCAGCAGACUCGUACACGUAUCAGUACAGCCUGCAGCCCAACCCGGAGCACGGUAUUCGGGCAGCCCCCAUGCAACCGGUGCAAUGUGAUCGCAAGCCCUACAUGACCCCACCACCACCGUCCAUACCAACCAGCCUGCCCUCGCCGCCAGCAGCAAACACCGCACACACGUUCUACGAGAACAUCAAGUACACAAUUUAAUUUCGUGCACGAAGUGAAAAGUGACACACAAAAAGAAACUUGGGAUGUUGCAGCGUUUAGACUAGUCAUCUCAUAUGUUGUGUUUGAGUGAGAAAUAUUCUGCAUUAUGCUAGUUUAUUAUUAAUUUCAUUAAUUUAAUAUCACUUAGUACCAAAUUUUCGUCGACUAAGAAAGACACGAACUCUGCGAAUUAGACAAAUUUAUGAUUCUGAAGAGUGAGUGAAUAUAUGUAACUGAACAUAAGAUUGUGAGAUUUAAUUAUUAGGAAUAUAUUGUGUUUAUUUAGUUAUCGAUCUGAAAAAACUUUUCAAAAUGAAAGUGUAUGUUGAAUUCUAAUGUAAAGAAACUAAAAGUACACUAGAAGUGUAUUCUUUCAAUUAUUUUGAGAAACCUGGGUGCAUAUGGGCCUAGAAGUGAGUUUGCUUAUGGCAACUCAGUGUACAGAUAAGACCGUAAGUAAUUACACAUCUGUAUGGAAGUUAAACUCAUAUUCAUUUUAAAUAAAAUCACGAAGAAAACAUUAAUUUAUCUAUUUUGUUUUUCUAAA
Cryptotermes secundus is the source of this 2095-nucleotide messenger RNA. RefSeq names its product forkhead box protein F1-B. Gene Ontology annotation, cellular component: nucleus. Gene Ontology annotation, molecular function: DNA-binding transcription factor activity, RNA polymerase II-specific; RNA polymerase II cis-regulatory region sequence-specific DNA binding. Gene Ontology annotation, biological process: regulation of transcription by RNA polymerase II; animal organ morphogenesis. Lineage: Eukaryota; Metazoa; Arthropoda; Insecta; Blattodea; Kalotermitidae. The record is from RefSeq and is a predicted model, not a curated record. The coding region runs from base 334 to 1548 and encodes 404 amino acids. The transcript has 2 exons.